AUCGCCUUUCAGCAUUUCCAAGAGUUGGAUGAACAUAUCAGCUAUGUAGCAACAAAGGUUUGUCACCUUGGAGACCAAUUGGAAGGAGUAAAUACGCCAAGGCAACGGGCUGUAGAGGCACAGAAACUGAUGAAAUACUUUAAUGAGUUUCUGGAUGGAGAACUGAAGUCAGACGUUUUCACAAAUCCAGAAAAGAUUAAAGAAGCAGCUGAUAUCAUUCAGAAGUUGCACCUCAUUGCUCAAGAACUGCCCUUUGACAGGUUUGCAGAAGUGAAGUCAAAAAUUGCAAGUAAAUAUCAUGACUUGGAAUGCCAGCUGAUUCAGGAAUUUACAAAUGCACAGAAAAGAGGUGAAAUUUCCAGGAUGCAUGAGGUUGCAGCAGUUUUACUCCAUUUUAAGGUAUUAAUUUUUAUCUGUGUCCAACUAAACCUUUGUUCUAUGGAGCAGAAAGUUGAAACUUCUCUUUAA
Rhincodon typus (whale shark) is the source of this 468-nucleotide messenger RNA. RefSeq names its product exocyst complex component 5-like. Gene Ontology annotation, biological process: exocytosis; Golgi to plasma membrane transport. The record is from RefSeq and is a predicted model, not a curated record. The transcript is spliced from 4 exons. NCBI's taxonomy places the organism in Eukaryota, Metazoa, Chordata, Chondrichthyes, Orectolobiformes, Rhincodontidae. Gene Ontology annotation, cellular component: cytoplasm; exocyst. The annotation marks the transcript as partial.